AUGAUGAUAUUAUUAUCAGAUUUAUAUAUAACAAAUCGAUUAACAACAACACUUUUAUAUAUAUAUCAAAUGAUGCAACUAUUUCAAACAAAUUAUCAUUUAUCAUCAAUUAUUUAUAUGCAAUAUGAAAUUACAUUAGAUUCAUCUUAUACUUAUAUGUAUGUAUUACAAGAACGUUGUUUUUUAAUUGUUGAUUAUCAAGAUGGAUCAAAAUAUAUAUAUAAUUUUCAAACUGGAGAAAUAUUAAAACAAUUAACAUUAACAUCAUCAUCAUUACCUAUUUUAUCAUUAUCAUUACGUUCUGAUGGUCCUUUUCUUGCAUAUAUAUAUCUUCAAGAACAGUUAUAG
Molecule: messenger RNA, 348 nt
Organism: Rotaria sordida
Lineage: Eukaryota; Metazoa; Rotifera; Eurotatoria; Philodinida; Philodinidae
Source: the annotation of a GenBank genome assembly